Molecule: messenger RNA, 1779 nt
Organism: Agelaius phoeniceus (red-winged blackbird)
Lineage: Eukaryota; Metazoa; Chordata; Aves; Passeriformes; Icteridae
Gene: CHEK2
Product: checkpoint kinase 2
Biological process (GO): mitotic DNA damage checkpoint signaling; protein phosphorylation
Cellular component (GO): cytoplasm; nucleus
Molecular function (GO): ATP binding; protein binding; protein serine/threonine kinase activity
Source: RefSeq, a predicted model, not a curated record
GGCAGGGCCGCACGGUGCGAAGCGGCCGCUGGGGCCCGGCUCCGCCGUCUGAGCGUUCAGAGGGAGGGUCAGCCAACAUGUCUCGAGAGACUGGAAGUGAAGCACAGCAGUCUCAGAGCGCCCAGCAGCCUCAGAGUGGUACCAGUUCUUCCAGUGGCUCACAGAGCACCAGUCAGUCUUCCUUAAGUUCUGGGACUCUCAGUUCCUUGGACACGGUUCCCACUCAGGAGCUUCCCUCCAUCCCUGAGGACCAGGAGUCUGAAGAGCUGGUUCCUCAGCCUUGGGGCCGACUCUUUGCACUUGGAAAAGGUUUCAGCAACUGUGACUGUGUCAAUGAGGAGUACUGGUUUGGGAGGGACAAAAGCUGUGAUUACAGUUUUUCUAAGCUGGGAUUGUCUGAGACUGGCUUCUACCAAAACUAUAGCAAGAAGCACUUCCGAAUUUUCAGGGAAAUGGGUCCAAGAAAUUCCUAUGUUGCCUACAUUGAAGACCACAGUGCAAAUGGGACAUUUGUUAAUAGAGAGCUCAUUGGAAGAGGGAGGAGGCUUCCACUGACACACAACUCUGAAAUUGCAUUGUCUGUACAGACCAAUAAGGUGUUUGUAUUUUCUGAUCUUACGGUGGAUGAUCAGAUGAUGUUUCCUAAAGAAUUCAGAGAGAAAUACAUUAUGUCAAAGACUUUGGGAAGUGGUGCCUGUGGAGAAGUCAAACUGGCAUUUGAGAAGAGCACCUGUAACAAAGUUGCAGUGAAAAUCAUCAAUAAACGGAAGUUUGUGGCAAGUGGCCUGAGUGAAGAAAACCCAGGUUUAAAUAUCAAUACAGAAAUUGAAAUUUUGAAGAAAAUAGAUCAUCCUUGCUUAAUCAAGAUUAAAAACUUCUUUGAAGCAGACGAUUACUACAUUGUUUUGGAACUGAUGGAAGGAGGAGAAUUGUAUGACAGAGUGUCAAGGCCAAUCAAGAUGAAAGAAGAAAUCUGCAAGUUGUACUUUUAUCAGAUGCUGCUGGCAGUAAAGUAUCUUCAUGACAAUGGAAUUAUACACCGAGAUCUAAAGCCAGAAAAUGUGCUACUUUCAUCUACUGAAGAAACAUGUCUUGUAAAGAUUACAGAUUUUGGACAAUCCAAGAUUCUUGGAGAAGCUUCUCUUAUGAAAACAUUAUGUGGUACUCCCAUGUAUCUUGCUCCUGAGGUUCUAAAUUCACUUGGGACUGCUGGAUACAGCCGAGCUGUGGACUGCUGGAGUUUAGGAGUUAUUCUUUUUGUAUGCUUGUGUGGAUAUCCACCAUUCAAUGAGCAAAACACUCAGCUCUCUCUGAGGGAUCAAAUCACUCGUGGAAAAUACACAUUUAUUCCAAAAGAGUGGAAGCAUGUGUCAGACAUGGCUCUGGAUCUGGUGAAGAAGCUGCUAGUGGUGGAUCCAAGCAAACGUCUUACCACAGAGGAGGCCUUAGAGCAUCCUUGGCUGCAGGAUGAGGAUAUGAAAACUACAUUUGAACAGCUACUUGCUCAGACACGUACCAAUAUGAGCCCACCAGAAACAUCAAAAAUGCCAACCACAACAAGAAAGCGUCCCCAUGACAAUGAGGAAGACAAUGGCUCUGCUAAACGUGCUGUUCCUUCUACCUCCUAUCAGAAAAUGAGGUGAAAAGCAAGAGAAAAUGGCUUUGUUAAUGACAGCUUUUUUAUGGAGAGCGGAAUUUUUUAUUAAGAAAAAUCUUAAUAAUGGAAUAAACUGUUGAAGAUGUAUAAUUUUCAAAUAAAAGUAACUUUGUAAGACUGAA